AGAUCAGGAGCUAAGAUGACUUUCUACGAUGACAUUUACCCAUUCUACCCUCUACAAAGGACUUCCUUCAUCUUCAGCGGCCGCUUGUUCACCAUUAUCCUGGUGUUCCUUGUGCUCGCAGUGAGUCUUCUCCUCAUUCUGCCGGGGAUACGAGGGAAGUCGAGGCUGUUCUGGAUGUUUAGAAUAAUCAUCAGCUUGUUCAUAGGUGCAGUGAUAGUGGCUCUCAACUUUACUAACGACUGGGCCGAGGCCAGGAUGACCACGACUGCCACUUACAAGUCUUUCAGCAACGCCGUGGUCAACGCUGAGAUCGGCCUGCAUGUCGGACUCUACGGCAUCAACGUCACGCUGAAGGGAAAUCCUGUUGUGCAGUUCAACGAGACCAUCGACUACAAUGAGAUGUUCAGCUGGCACGACACCAUCGAGGAAGAGUACGAGGAAGCACUGGAGAAAGGUUUACCCAAUCCCAUCCUGUAUAUCGCUGAGAAAUUCACCCUCGGCAGCCCGUGUGGACUCAUCUUCCAGUACAGAUACUCUGGACGAUACGCCUCCGCGACCCUCUGGACUGCGUUUUGCUGCUGGAUGCUUGCCAAUAUCCUGUUCUCCAUGCCGGUCAUCCUGUACGCUGGCUACAUGAUGAUGGCGACGGCCGCCUUCAUCUUCUUCUCCAUGGCCUCCUUCUCCACCAUCAUGAAUGUGCCACAGUGUGUCUUCUCCAUAGGAACCGACUCCUUCGAAACAGAGUACAGCCACUCGUUCUGGCUUGCUCUGGCCACAGGUGUCCUGUGCACCAUCAUUGGGAUCCUGGUGGUGGUGUUUGACUUCAUGAUACCAGAGAAGAUGAAGGAGGCUUUCAGCGGCGGCGCCGACGGUGAUGAAGAUGAGGAUGUUACUGACGAGGAGGGAUACCUAAAUUCAGUUUUUCUUGAAGGAGUGACAAUUUCCACAUCAAAAUUCAGCAUGGUAGUUUUUGCGUAA
This is a messenger RNA of Limanda limanda (common dab), 978 nucleotides long. RefSeq names its product dual oxidase 2 (gene duoxa). Gene Ontology annotation, cellular component: endoplasmic reticulum membrane. The coding region runs from base 16 to 978 and encodes 320 amino acids. Gene Ontology annotation, biological process: protein transport. The record is from RefSeq and is a predicted model, not a curated record. NCBI's taxonomy places the organism in Eukaryota, Metazoa, Chordata, Actinopteri, Pleuronectiformes, Pleuronectidae. The transcript is spliced from 7 exons.